AUCCAUACCAAGCAAGUCAUACAGCGAGAAGGAGCGCAAGUUUCUUAAUUGAGCCUUUCACAUUCUGACGGUAUAUAGCCUUGGGUUUUAUACAUUAAAUCGAUACAGUAGAUAAGCGUUCGAAGGAAGGCACACCUUGCGUCUUGAAUCCCAGAAAUACCCAAGAAGCCAAGAACGUCAAGGGGAUAUCGUAUUUUAUUCUGAUAGCACAAUGGCGGGACUAGGAGACUCGCCGCUCUUUUCCAAGCCAGUCACGUUGGCAGUCGUUGGAUGCGGUGCCAUGGGUACCGCCGUCCUAUCCGGAGUCCUUGACAGCAUUACUUCCUUCUCAUCCGCGUCUUCAUCCUCGUCAUCUUCACCACGGCCUCAAAUCACAGAAAUCAUCGCAACAACGGCCUCCCUGUCCUCCGCACAGCGUCUCCAAUCGCUCUUCCACCCCACGCAUGAGUCCAAACUGACCGUUCUUCACGGCCCUGAGGGCAAUCUCUCCGCCAUUCGCUCCGCCGACGUAAUCCUACUCGGCUGCAAACCCAAAUUCAUGCCCACUGUUCUCAAAGCCAGCGGCGUCGCGGACGCGCUCAAGGGAAAGGUUCUCAUUAGCAUUCUCGCGGGAGUCCCACCUCGCACCAUUAUGGAAACAAUAUACGAUCUUAAAAGCCCUAAAGUCGUCUCCCAAUCGGGUCAGACUAUGCACGAACUUUCAUUGCAUUACGGUAUAGAAGGAGCGUUGCGCAGGAUAUCAUAUAGCGAUGAAAGAAAAGCCAGUCUCAAAAUCACCCGCGGCAUGCCGAACAUGGGCGCGCAGAUUCGUGAAUCGAUGAGCGUCCUGGAAGAUUAUGUGUACCCUCCUCCUUCUACUGGCCUUGCUCAGUUUUCCACAACGGGAGAAGGUCAGAAAGUCGACGAAGCCGCAGAAUCAAAAGCAGUCCUGUCAUUCACAAAUUUUCUCUUCCAAUGCAUUGGCCGCACGCACCUCGUCGACCCGACAUUAUUCGACUUGGCGUCUGUCUUGAUCGGCACGACUGGCGCAUUCAUCAUGCCCGCGCUCGACGGGAUCCUGGACGGCUGCGUCGCCGAAGGCAUGCGGCGCUCAGACGCCCAUCGCUUGUUGGCGCACAGUAUCCUCGGCCAAGUGAAAUUGCUGCUCAGCCCGCAAGAGGGCGGCACGGGAGACCACCCUGCGCUGAUGAGGGAGCGGGUGGCGUCUCCUGGAGGAAAUACGAUAAGGGGCUUACUCGCCCUGGAGCAGAGCGGGGUGCGCUCUGCGUAUGCAGGCGCCGUCAUGGCGAGUAUGGACCGGACGAGGGAAUUGGCGGGGAAGAAGUAAUGAUUAUCAUGUCUUUUUUUUUCCUUCCCUUAUUAUCUCUUUUUGAUAUUCUUCUUAUUCUCUUUUUUUCUUCCUCCUUUUUAUUUUUUGAGUCUAAUUUUCUCUGCACAGAUAGACAUUUGUUUGUUAAGUAGCCUAUGACGAUACAGAUUUUAUAGCCCAAUGAAUGAAUAUGAUUAUAUC
Messenger RNA from Xylona heveae TC161, 1510 nucleotides. RefSeq lists its product as hypothetical. Gene Ontology annotation, molecular function: pyrroline-5-carboxylate reductase activity. Lineage: Eukaryota; Fungi; Ascomycota; Xylonomycetes; Xylonales; Xylonaceae. The transcript has 3 exons. Bases 212 to 1327 code for a protein of 371 amino acids. Gene Ontology annotation, biological process: L-proline biosynthetic process. The record is from RefSeq and is a predicted model, not a curated record.